GCUCCCGCGGGGACUUUUAGACCCGAGACAAGGCGUGCUGCUGAUGAGGAUGAUGACUUUAUGCCAUCAUCCAAGAAGCGUAACUUGGACGACAGCCCUGGGAAAGUUUUGAAGAAGGUAGUCACUAAGCGGCGGAAAGCAGUGCCCCCACCCCGACAGAAGCUGAACGUCAGAUGCAACCCCCAAGAUGUGUUAGUAAGCAUACAGAUAUUAAAUGACAGACAGCAACAAGCAAUUGCACGUAGGGGAUUUUCUAGUAUUCUUGAUAUGAGACUGGAUGCACUCGGCAGCAGAUCACACUUAGCUUGGCUGAUGGAAAAGCUCGACCCCAAUGACAUGACAAUUCGAGCUGGCCCUGGAAAGGAGCUGAAAAUAACAAAGGAUACGGUGCACCUAAUUUUGGGUUUACCCAAUGCUGGGGGAGGAACUGCAUUGGGCAUCGAUGAAGCUGUUGUUGCCAACAAUUUGAGAGCUGAACUUGGGCUAUCGAAAGAAGAUUUUGGGGUUGUUGUUCCCUACUGCCAGCUGGGGAAUAACGAACCAUGA
This is a messenger RNA of Zea mays, 546 nucleotides long. RefSeq lists its product as uncharacterized. The coding region runs from base 61 to 546 and encodes 161 amino acids. The transcript is spliced from 3 exons. NCBI's taxonomy places the organism in Eukaryota, Viridiplantae, Streptophyta, Magnoliopsida, Poales, Poaceae. The record is from RefSeq and is a predicted model, not a curated record.